Diospyros lotus (date-plum) is the source of this 3822-nucleotide messenger RNA. RefSeq lists its product as uncharacterized. Bases 163 to 3585 code for a protein of 1140 amino acids. The transcript has 28 exons. Lineage: Eukaryota; Viridiplantae; Streptophyta; Magnoliopsida; Ericales; Ebenaceae. The record is from RefSeq and is a predicted model, not a curated record.
GUAGGUGCACAGCAUCAUUGUCCCGCCCGUGGAGUAUUUGCUGUGAAUUGCAGUUGUACUGUUCAGGUGUUCCGGCGAAGAGAACGUCGCAAAUGGUGGUCGGCGGCCGGCCGUGCUAAAAGAACUUCGACGGUGUCACUGCCUUCUCCUGCUCCUCUAUAUAUGGCGGCAUCAGAAGUGUCGUCGGUUAGGUCGUGGAGGACGGCGUUCUUGACCCUCAGGGACGAAACCCUAAACUCUCCACCGUCCUCCGUCGUUGUCCACCACCUCAACCGCCUCAUAUUCUCUCACUCCCAGACUUUGAUCGCCGUCGCUUCCGAUCUCCCUUCUCUAGAGGUAACAUCAGAUUUGAUGUUUUUGAUGGAACUGGCUCGGACUGCUGCUGAAUCUGCAGGUGAUGAAGAUGUGACCCAUACCUUUGUGCAACUAUGCCACUUGCUCGCACCAAAAUGGUAUACACCAACCAAUAUAUCGAAUAAUGUAGUGCAGAUAUCAUCAAGUAGCUGCAGUUAUGUGCAUAAUGUCAUCUGUAAUGCACUCGAGAUGCAUGAUGUAAGCCGUCGUGUUUCCCUUGACAUAAAUUUAACUUAUUGGGCUCUCAUGCUUAACUCCUUUGGGAGGAUGGUGGAGAUUUUUCUUGGAAAAAGUGGUAGAAAGAGGGUCUCAUCAGGGAAUGUUGUAGUGAGAGCCAUAAAGCAGUGCCUGGAGACUGUGAGAUGUCUUGUUAGUGUAUAUCACAGGAAAUGCUCAGUAUCUGAUAACACGGAGCUAUUGAAUUUCCUCCUCAGUAUCGUGGCACAUUCUCAUACUGAGUUAUUUUAUCCAUCUUCCUCAAGUAGGAAUCAAGGAUAUACUGCUGAAUUUGGAAAGAGAACACCUGGGUACAAUAGUUUAUGGGAAGUUCUGACUGUCACUUUCACAUUGAUUGGUGAUGCAUUCUCUAGAGUUGGCCCUUCACUUUCAGAAGACAUUUGGCAAUCAUCUAUUCAGGUUCUUAAAAAGGUGAUGGAUGUCUUGGCGUCUAAGAAUCUGCUAGUGGAUGAUAAUGUUAUGGCGAGGUUUUAUACUUCACUUCUGCAGUGCCUACACUUGGUCCUCAUAAAUCCUAAGGGCUCCCUUUCAGAUCAUGUGGCAGGUCUUGUAGCAGCAUUGCGGAUGUUCUUCAUCUAUGGAAUUACUGAUAGGUCCCAGCUUGUGCGUCCAUUGUCUGGUCCCCAGAAGGAAGUUGGUUCCAGUAAAUCAGAGUCUGGUCCAUAUAGGCCACCUCAUUUGCGCAAACAAGACUUGACAAAUCUGAAGCACCUCAUAGCUGAGGAAUCCACAAGUUUCUCUGACCAAGAAUUUUCUACUGUUGAUUGUACAUCAUCCGAUUCAGAUUACAGUGAUAAUGAUGCACCAGCAAAAGAUGCUAACAGUCUUCGAUGCUCCAGGGCCAGAGUUGCUGCUAUUGUUUGCAUUCAGGAUCUUUGUCGAGCUGAUCCCAAGUAUUUCACUGCCCAGUGGUCAAUGCUUUUGCCAUCCUGUGACGUGCUACAACCCAGGAAGUAUGAAGCUACCUUAAUGACAUGCUUGCUAUUUGACCCUUAUCUAAAGGCACGGACUGCAUCUGCGUCUACUCUUGUGGCUAUGUUGGAUGGGCCUGCAUCUGUUUUUCUUCAGGUAGCAGAAUACAAAGAAUCCAACAAAUGUGGAUCUUUCACUGCACUUUCAAGCUCCCUUGGUCAGAUACUAAUGCAACUACAUACAGGUGUUCUAUACUUGAUCCAACAGGAAAAUCACAGUGCAUUGCUGGCAUCCUUGUUCAAGCUUCUCAUGCUUUUGAUAUCAUCCACACCAUAUUCAAGAAUGCCUGAGGACUUACUGCCCACUGUUAUCUCCUCUCUUCAAGCAAGGAUUGAAGAAGGCUUUCCACAUCGAAGUGAUCGGACUAGUCUGCUGGCUUCUGCCAUUAGUUGCUUGACUGCAGCUUUAUCUUCCUCACCUUCAUCACCAAAAGUUAAAGAUCUGUGUGUAGCAGAACUAUGUAGAGGUCCUUUUGAGGCUCAAGAAAAGUCUGGCAUUCUCUCUGUCAUAUUUCGAUACUGUGAACCUGUAAAUAGCCCAACAGUAACCCUUGAGGCUCUUCAGGCCCUUAGAGCUGUGUUGCACAAUUACCCAGACAUAAGUGUUGUAUGUUGGGCACAAGUUUCUUCCACCGUUCAUGGAUUUUUGAGGCUUAGUUCUGUUGAAGUUUCCGCUAGGCCGUGGAAGGGAAAUGCUGCUAAUAUUGUGGUGUCAGUUGGGGAAAAAGUCAUCACUGCUGGAAUCAAGGUCCUUGAUGAAUGUCUUCGUGCAUUAUCUGGAUUUAAAGGAACUGAAGACUUUUCUGAUGAUAAAUUGUUUGAUACCCCAUUUACAUCUGAUUACACUAGGACAAAGAAAAUUUCAUCAGCUCCAUCAUAUGGAUCAGAGUCUCAAGGAGUUAGCAAGGAUGGGCCAGAAGCAUGUAGGUCCGGGAUUGAGCAGUGGUCUGAGGCAAUUGAAAAGCAUAUGCCACUGGCUCUGUGGCAUAGUUCUGCUAUGGUGAGGGGUGCAACAGUUACUUGUUUUGCGGGAAUAACUUCAUCUGUUUUCUCUUGUCUCUCAAAGGAGAAGCAACACUUCAUUCUCAAUAACUCUAUUAAUGCCUCUCUGAAUGAUGAGGUUGCUUCUGUCAGAUCAGCUGCUUGUCGUGCCAUAGGUGUCAUCUCAUGUUUUCCUCAAAUAUCGUGGAGUGCAGAGAUCCUUGGCAAAUUUAUCCAUGCUGCUGAGAUUAACACUCAUGACCCUUUGGUCUUGGUCCGCAUUACUGCCUCCUGGGCUUUAGCGAAUAUGUGUGACUCUCUCCGUCAUUAUAUUAAUGAUGUUAUCUGUAAAGGGUGUUCAAUAGAUUCAAAUGUGACCUCCCGAUUGAUUCCACUAUUAAUUGAGUGUGCUUUACGAAUGACAAAGGAUGGUGACAAGAUCAAAGCAAAUGCUGUGAGGGCUCUCGGAAAUCUUUCAAGAUAUGUGCGAUUUAACAAUCAAUCAGGCGUUUGUUAUGGUCCAGUCAAUGGUAGGAGCUUAUCUCAAAUAAGCAAUGGUCACAGAGUGUUACCGGAUAAGAGUGAGCUUGAAGAUAGCCAGAGAGUAAGAUUGACAUCAAAUACAUGCCUGUCUGAUUCACUGAAAGAUUCACGUUGGCUGGGCAGGAUGGUGCAGGCAUUUCUUUCUUGUGUUGCUACUGGAAAUGUGAAGGUCCAAUGGAAUGUUUGUCAUGCAUUGAGCAAUCUAUUUCUGAAUGAAACAUUAAAGCUCGGAGAUAUGGAUUGGGCUCCUUCUGUUUUUAGUACUCUAUUACUACUACUCCGUGAUUCUCCAAACUAUAAGAUCAGGAUCCAAGCUGCUGCUGCUUUGGCUGUGCCAGCAAAUAUACUUGAGUAUGGAGAAUCAUUCUCGGAUGUCAUUCAGGGUGUAGAACUUACCAUUGAGAACUUAAGUUCAGACCAGAUAACACCAUCAAACUUCAAAUACAGAAUUGCACUUGAGAAACAGGCCUUGCUUCAAAAGCCAAUCAUCAAUCAAUAAAAGAUUUCCUUACCAAAAAAGCAUCUUUUCUUGAGGAUUGGUUUAAGGUGCUAUGCUCGUCACUUGGGCAGACAACUAAUCAAAGUGAGGAUCAAGAUAAUAUCACUGGAAACCAAAAGAGAUACAUGAUAUCCAGAGCCAUCAGGUCACUGAUCGUGGUGUAUGAAGACAGUAAUCAUCCAGCCACUGCAGAAAAGUUUAACAAGUUGACCAACAGCAUUCAGUGAAAUCAUCUGG